CCUUGCACGCACAUCCCAAGGAGGAGAGCGGAGCGUAGCACAGUGUCGUGAAUCGUCGUUUCAAAUUGGGCUCCAGUCUACUCCAAAGCCUGCAGCAAGCAGCCAAACACACGCACUGAGGCGCAGAGAGAUAAGAGAGAGAGAUGGGUUCCAUGGCGCUCCUCCGUUGUUCGGCCUGCUUCCUCUUCCUCCUCAGCUCGUCGCUUGGGGCGGCGAAUGGGAUGUAUCGCAGGGCUGGCGGGGAGGCCGACGAGGAGGGGUUCAGCAGCAGCAGGGGGGUCACCGACGGCGCCCGCGGCGCCAGGAGGGCGUGGCCGGGGUACCUCUACACCAGAGCAGUCGGGCGAUGCACACCCCAGUUCUGGAGCAGUGGAGCUGAGCAAUGGCCCAACAUCGUCCCUCCGGAAGCGGCGGUGUGGAAGGUGUUCGGCUCCAGGUCUGUCGACAAGUACGGCCCCCGCCUUACCCUGCUGGAGGCUACCAUGAGGACCGAUGACGUCGGCAGCCCCUUCACCAAGCUCGUGAAGCACGGAAGCGCGGCACUCAUCAACGCCUACACUAGGACAGGCUUCCCUUUCGGUUCCUGGGAGGUGAAGGCGCUGCUGCUGGAGGCGCUCGUCUCGGAGGACGCCGCGGCCGCCCAGGCCGAGCGGUUCGAGCAGGCGAAUGAGUCCUGCGUCUGAAUUCUGGAAGGUGUUUCUGCCUGGAAGUCUGUAUCAUCAGCAGAAUGUUAAUGGUGGUGGUAGUAUAGUAGUGGUAGUGUGUUCGUGGUAGGUCACUGCUUUUGUGACUUGUGAGACGUCAAGCGAUGUUCCCAGCUGUUCGUUGUAGCAUGUCAUCACGUCGUGGAUUUGUGGAUUUCGAAAAUGUAGAGUAGCUUGCACUCAUGUGUCAGUCGGUGCAGUGUGUGUAGCUUGUAUUUUUUUGAAUGGUGUAGCUUGUAUUUGGGUGUCAUUGUACCUUUCGAAUUGUGAUUUAGUGGAAGGUAUAUUAUGUCGCCAUAUCACAUUUCUAGUUCUAUGCUACUUUUGACAAUUCCUUUAUGAUAUGGACUAUGUUUGCAA
Molecule: messenger RNA, 1064 nt
Organism: Lolium perenne
Lineage: Eukaryota; Viridiplantae; Streptophyta; Magnoliopsida; Poales; Poaceae
Source: RefSeq, a predicted model, not a curated record